AUGUUACAGACUCGGAGGCGUCCGGGGGCCGGGGCCGAGCCAGGGGUCCCAGGUUUCCCGGCCCAGCCUCAGGCAGGGCUUGAGUCCCGCCGCCGGGUCCCGGCUCCGGAGGAGGAGGACAAACCAGCACAAGAGGACAAGAAGGAAGCAAAGCCGGGGCGAGCCAGCACCGAGUUACAGGCGGGGGGGGAGGGGCUUCUGAGGGGGCCCGAGGGAAGCCCCCGCCCGCGGCUCGGCCCCUCCCCCGGGCCACUGUCAAGCUCCGGGAAGGAGCACUUAGUAGGCGCCUGCUGUGCGCGCCACUCGCGGCUACAAAGGAAGCGAAGGUCGCGGCCGGGCGGCAGGGGAUCCGGCUCGCAUGCCCCCCCCCCCGCUCCGUCCCGCCCCCCGGCCCCGCCUCCCUCCAGGUGCCGCGGCCGGAGCCCGAGCCCGGGCCGAAGGCGGCCGAGCGGGCGGCCGGGGUGCGCCGGGUCUCCUUUACCUGCGGGUGCGACGGCGGAGGAGGCCGCGGAAGGCGCCGCCCGCUCCGCGACCCCUGCUCCUGAGGGCUCGGCGCGGGAGGGAGCGAGGGCGAGGCGGCGGCGGCGGUUGCUGCCGAGGAGCCGGGCACCGGGGCGCUCCCGCUCACAUCGCCCAGCGCACCCUCACUCACUAACACUCACACUCGCACCUACACACACGCGCUCGCGCCGACUCUACGGGGAGUCCGGCCCCCACCGCCGCUCCCGGGAGUCACCGCCUGCGCCCCCUCCCCCUGGGGGCGGGGUCACGGCGGGGAGGGGCCUGAUCCCCCGCCCCUCGGCCCGCCGGCGCGGAAAGGGCUUUUCCAUUGGCCCAGGCCAAGCGACGAGCUCCCUACCUCGCGCUCAUUGGUCAGCCGGAGGAAGCUGCUCGCUACCCUAA
Sarcophilus harrisii (Tasmanian devil) is the source of this 903-nucleotide messenger RNA. RefSeq names its product collagen alpha-1(I) chain-like. The record is from RefSeq and is a predicted model, not a curated record. The coding region runs from base 1 to 903 and encodes 300 amino acids. The transcript is spliced from 2 exons. NCBI's taxonomy places the organism in Eukaryota, Metazoa, Chordata, Mammalia, Dasyuromorphia, Dasyuridae.